This is a messenger RNA of Dioscorea cayenensis subsp. rotundata (Guinea yam), 1070 nucleotides long. RefSeq lists its product as uncharacterized. Gene Ontology annotation, molecular function: protein binding. The record is from RefSeq and is a predicted model, not a curated record. Bases 65 to 853 code for a protein of 262 amino acids. NCBI's taxonomy places the organism in Eukaryota, Viridiplantae, Streptophyta, Magnoliopsida, Dioscoreales, Dioscoreaceae. The transcript has 3 exons.
GCUCUCGUCGUCUCCGUCCAUGGAUUUCAAUGGCGGUGUGUGAAAACCGGCGGUGAGUUAACCGAUGGUCAAAGCAACGAGGUGGCUAAAGGCUCUCAUCAACGGAAGGAAGCCUAUCUCGGCGGCGGAGAACCAGAUCCCAGCCAAACAGAAGAAGCGAUGGAGCUUUGUCAAGUCCAUUCCUGAAAUCAAUCCCAAACCACCCACGGCGUCACUGCCGCCGAUGAAGCUACCGGCGGCGAGCAUCAGUAAACGUGAAGAAUGGGCAGCAGUGAAGAUCCAAGCUUCAUUUCGUGGUUAUUUGGCAAGAAGAGCACUCAAAGCAUUGAAAGGUCUAGUGAAAUUGCAGGCAUUAGUGAAAGGCCACAUUGUGCGAAAACAAACCGCGGAGACACUCCGGUGCAUGCAAGCACUAGUUCGUGCUCAGGCCCAGCUUCGUGCGCAUGCCCGCCACGCAAACAAGAGCUCCCGUCCUCUUUCCAAUCCAGAAUCUUUGACACCGGAAAAAACAGAGGCUUAUCAACAGAGGAUUAGUAAUUCAUGGAUUGAUGGGUGGAUCAAAUCAAAGAAUGAAUGUAGGAGAAGGCUUUUCAGUGAUGAAUUUGAACAUUGUCCGAGUUACAUGGGGAAUACUGUGUCAUUCCAGGCGAAGGUCAGGGCGCAGAGUGUGCCGAAACAGAGGCCAAAGGAGCUGCUGGUGAAAUUGAGGUCUCAGAGUUCACAGAGGACUUGUUCUUCGGCUACAUCAUCAUGUUGUUCGAAUUCUUCGGCUGUGCAUGCUAAAUUUGGUAAUGGAGCUUGUUAUCAGGGAUCUGGCAGGUUGGAUAGGUUUGGAAUGCCAAUUAGAAUUUGAUGAUGGUUUGUGAAUUUUAGAGGUGGUUUGGUUUGUGGUUUUGAUGUAUGUUUUUGUGAGUAUAGUUUGAAUGGAUGUUUGUUUAGCUUGGCUCUGUUUCUGCUCUGUUUUGUAACUUUGUUGAAUGUUUUCUCUGUGUUCCAAUUUAGUGGCUGAUUUAUUAUAUCAGAGAAUGAGAGAAAUUGAGAACAGAUUAAUAUAUUAUCUUGCAGUUAUA